UCAGCGGGGCGGUGCGCAGAGUGGGAUAAAGCUACACUGUAUUUCAUCUAAAAGAAGAAGAAGAAAAGGGGGGCUUAUCCCUCCAUUUCCACACUUCUAACAACUUCACCGGCCUGCUGUUUGGAUCUCUGCGGCUCUGAGUGUCUGCACAAACCGGGAACUUAAGGAACUAUAACAGGGACAGUGCCAGCAGAUUAUCCGUGAGGUGCUGUGACAAUUGCGCAGACGGAAGACGAGGCGACAUUACCCCAGGGGAACUCUCCAAGUGUUGGAAACUUCCCAGCGCAGCAUCGAUCGAGGACCUCCCGCCCACUUCACCUCCGAUCCACGACCCUGGAAGUGGGGAGAGAGAGAGUCCUGCAGCGGCUGCGGUGGAUGGAGCAACAAAGGCUGGAUGUUUAAACUAGAAGAGCUGCUCACAUAAAGAACAAACUCUCCUUUCUCUCCUCGCCUGCUGCUCCGCGCACUCACUUCAUCACCUAAACGGCUCAUCUGCAGCCGCUUGGAUCUCAUUUCGAGGAUCCGGCCAGGUUCUACUUUGUGCAAACUCUCCGCCAGAAAGGGGAAUCUGCGUAGACGUGAAAUUGAUGCCUUUGCCACGGAGAGAAGCGCACAAACGAUCCUGUAGUUCUGCAAAAGUGUCGUGCUGCUCAGUGAAGGAGGUAGAUCAGUAGUUGGGGUCGAAGUGGGAUUUGCAGAAGUUACAUGCUUGGUCUUUGUCGUGACGAGUGAUCCAGAUCAUCCAGAGUCAGGUUAUCAGAGUAGAUCCGGAUAGUUGAGGAGCCAUGGCGAUGUGUGUGGGGAUGUGGAUCCUCCUGUUAGCGCUGCACGUCCAAGCUGGCCAUGGACAGAUGGUACAGAUGGACUCCAGUAAGUCAGGCUUUGUGGGUUCACAAGUGGAGCUGCGCUGCAUUUUCAUCAACAGCAACCCGCCAGUCAAGAUCUCUCAAGUCACCUGGCAGAAGCAACUUAACGGCACCAAACAGAACGUGGCCAUCGCCAACCCGGCACUUGGCGUGUCUGUCCUGCCGCCUUUCAAAGAGAGGGUCAGCUUCAAGCAGGCGGCGGUCCGUCAUCGCACGCCCUCGCUGGAGGACACCACCAUUGUGUUCUCCAACCUGCAGCUGUCUGAUGAAGCCGCCUACAUCUGCGAGUACACAACGUUUCCUGCAGGGAACCGGGAGAACACAGUCAACCUCACAGUCUUUGCUCGGCCCAUGACUCGUAUGACCUUGACGACACCCACCAUUGUGGCCAGGGCUCAGAAACGCAAGAUGACUGUCGCCACCUGUGUAUCGGCCAAUGGGAAGCCGCCGAGUGUGAUCAGAUGGGACACCAGGUUGAAGGGCGAGGCCACCUUCCAGGAGACUCGUAACCAGAACGGGACGGUGACCGUACGGAGCAACUACGUGGUGGUGCCAAGUCGUGAGACCCACAGACAAAAGCUCACAUGUAUCGUGACGUACAGGAACGAAAGGAUUACAGACAGCGUGGUGCUCAAUGUGCAGUAUGAACCUGAGGUGAAGAUCGAGGGCUUUGAUGGAAACUGGUACCUGAAUCGUCAGAAUGUUCAGCUGACCUGCAGGGCUGAUGCUAACCCCCCUGUCACCAUCUACCAGUGGAAACUCUUGAACGGCUCCCUGCCCAGCAAUGUGGAGAUCAAGAACAACACUCUGUUCUUCAAGGGGCCUGUUACCUACGACCUGGCCGGCACGUACGUGUGCGACGCAACCAACGGCAUCGGGACUCGCACUGGGAUUGUGGACGUCAACAUCACAGAAUUCCCUAACAACCCGUCAUCUGAGGGCAAUGAGAUCCCGCAGGAGCAGCACAAUGCAGGUGCCGCCAUCGGGGGCGCAGUGGGGGGCGUCGCCCUGUUGGGCGUGGCCGCCAUACUGCUCUUCGUAUUCCUGCGCCGCCGCCAGCGCACCUUCAAAGGAGACUACAGCACCAAGAAACACGUGUUUGGGAACGGGUACAGUAAGGCGGGCGGGCUGCCUGCUCACCCUCCAAUCCCCAAGAACCUGCAGUACCCUGACGACUCGGAUGACGAGAAGAAACCCGCCCAGAUCGGCGGCCCUGGAGGUUUUGAGGCAGGCGAGCGUGAUUUUGAUGGCGAGCAAGAGGACCUGAAGAGGCCCUAUUUCACCGUGGACGAAGGCGAGAGCCGAGAUUAUGACGAGCGGACUCUGGCCUUUCAGUAUGACCCUGAACCUGAGAUAGCCGAUGAUAUGAUCUCUCAAACCGACGGCUCUGUCAUUUCUAAGAAAGAGUGGUAUGUGUAGGGGCAUGCACCAAGCAAACCAAACAACCCUUUUGUCCCUCACCUGCAUUCCACUGCACCCCUCACCUCCAUCAUAUCCCCGCCCUCCCAUCAGUCACACUGCACCCUUCACGGCCCCACUCCUCUUUUGGUCAACCAAGUACCCCCUCCCCCCUGACUCCCCCCCACAUUAGACCCCAUUCAACUAAUCUCAAUAGAAAAUCAAGCGUCUACUUAAAGUGCUAGCAGCCUCACCGUGUCAACAGGACAGCUUUGAUUUCAGUUCAUCAGGUGAAUGGGCAGAAAAACAAACUAAGGUAUGUAAACGGAUUCCAGUGAGUCCAGCAAGGUGAUUGGUUGAUUAAUACUGGUGUAAUAUUCUUUUUUUGUGUAUUUUUUCAUGUUCUAAAUGUAUUAAAUGUGUAAAAAGAGAUUGCAGGUUGGGAUGUUGCUGAGCACAUUUGUGAAAGUCCUACACUGGCUGUGCAAUUUGGUUUGUUUUCUUUACCAUUGCCGUUUUGUUAUUUUUAUAAUGUCUUUUUGUAUGAUUUUUAAGUGACCUGACAAUUGAAAGUUUAAUGUCUGACAUAAAUACCGAUGGAGUUUUA
Cheilinus undulatus (humphead wrasse) is the source of this 2871-nucleotide messenger RNA. It is a transcript of the gene nectin1b, whose product is annotated as nectin cell adhesion molecule 1b. Gene Ontology annotation, biological process: heterophilic cell-cell adhesion; homophilic cell-cell adhesion; protein localization to cell junction. The transcript has 6 exons. The record is from RefSeq and is a predicted model, not a curated record. Bases 786 to 2285 code for a protein of 499 amino acids. Gene Ontology annotation, cellular component: adherens junction. NCBI's taxonomy places the organism in Eukaryota, Metazoa, Chordata, Actinopteri, Labriformes, Labridae.